Molecule: messenger RNA, 1114 nt
Organism: Megalops cyprinoides (Indo-Pacific tarpon)
Lineage: Eukaryota; Metazoa; Chordata; Actinopteri; Elopiformes; Megalopidae
Gene: polr1h
Product: RNA polymerase I subunit H
Exons: 5
Coding region: 255-614 (119 amino acids)
Biological process (GO): termination of RNA polymerase I transcription; DNA-templated transcription
Cellular component (GO): RNA polymerase I complex
Molecular function (GO): nucleic acid binding; DNA-directed RNA polymerase activity; zinc ion binding
Source: RefSeq, a predicted model, not a curated record
UCAUCAUACGGCGCGUCACGAACGUCUCACCGAUUUGUGCUGCGGGAAUUUACGUUGUUUCUACUGGUAUUGAAUAAGUUUAGACUACGAGCACCAGAAGAACAGUGCUGUGUUAUUUUCUAUUACUGUAUGUCGAAAGUGAAAUUUUAAUAUAACACCAGGGCCAUCGGAGUAUCCUUUACUGGAAGAUAAAUCCGAACGCGAAACACGUGUGUGUUAGAAGUCUCUUUCGGAUCGAACCAAUAUACGCCGGGAUGUCGUGCUUCAGCGGAGAUCCGAACUUCUGCGCAGAAUGCGGGACUAUUCUGCCUCUACCCGGGCUGCAGGACACCGUCACUUGUCCUCGCUGUCAUUUUAGUGUCUCCGUUCGCGAAUUUGCAGGUAGAGUGAUUACCUCUUCUGUGGUGUUCAAUUCUUUGAAAUCCUCUACUGUCACCAUGGAAACUGAGGAGGAGUCGUCAGAACUCAAGGGACCAGUGAUCGACAAGCGCUGCUCUCGCUGCAAUAAGGAAGGGAUGGUGUAUCACACGAGACAGAUGAGGUCUGCAGACGAAGGACAGACUGUCUUCUACACGUGCAUACACUGCAGGUAUCAAGAGAAAGAAGAUUCUUGAGGAAAAGGAGCAGAAUGGCUUUCAUUCCCAGGCUGCGUUCCUCUUGUUUGGGGUCAGAAAAACUGUCGUGAGCUCACAGAGCUUCUGCUGCAAUAACCACAGCCUAAGAGGAGUGGAUUUAUACUAACACAUUACACACUUGCUGCAUAUUUACUAUGUAUCAUAUGCACUGUUCUCUCAUAACAUGGUUUUAGGACUGCAUAAUUAGUGAUUUUGUCAUAGAGGUGCUGUGACAUGAAGCUUCAAGUGGUCUGCAAUGAAGAGAAAAAUGUGACGUAACUGCAUGACGUUGUGUAAAAGACUGCAAUAAUGGUAAGGAGCCUGGACCUGGGGGGAGGAGCCUGAGGGUGCAGCUGUUCUGUCAGCCAAUCAGAGCAUUCAAGUGGAAGGAAUCUCAAACAAGAGUAUGCUUGUGUUUUUGUGAGAAUUGCUUCACUUAUGUUCAUUUUUUGAGUUGUGUUUUCCUAUGUAAGUCUUCUGUAUUAAAGUCUGUUUUCCAA